AUGAACAGACCAGAAGCUGUAUUGUUGGCACGUUUGCGGACUCAAGGGUGGACACUUCCUAAACACGUUUAUGAUAGCAUUCCAUGCAGUUCAAUGAGUCUGAAUAGUAGUGGAAUUAACUGCUUUAUUGGGGAUUUCGAAGACAGCAAUGAUGCAAAUGAAAGUAAUAAAGAAGAGGAGUAUAAUUAUUGCGAUAAUCCAGAAUGCAUGGUUAAUUCUGAUGAAUACCUUGUUAAUGAAACUGAAGAUUGUAAAGAAAAUUCAGACUUCCAAUCAACUCCACUCAUUAAAGAUGAUGCUGAAACAAAUAUAAGUGUAUCAUUUUCUCUGAAUGAAGUUUGUAAACAUGGUAAAUAUAAACGACGUGGUUUGGGUUGUUCAAUGAAACAUUUAGCUCCUCCGAAACCUUCUCGAUUAUUUUUACUUUCUCCACCUUCUUCACCUCCUGUUGGAUGGGAACCAAAACCAGAAUGUGAACCCGUUAUCAAUUAUGAACUUUUACAAGCCUUAGCCUCAUUGGCACCAGGUGAGGCAUUUGAAUUGCAUCCAUGUGAUCAAGUUAAGCAUCAUCCAAGUAUUGUGGUAACACCAUGUGAAACUGGUCCAAUGUAUGAUAAAGAUAUGAAAAAACUUCGAAUAAUACAAACUAAGUGCCCAGAUCGUAAGUGUUAA
Messenger RNA from Schistosoma turkestanicum, 672 nucleotides. The record is from the annotation of a GenBank genome assembly. NCBI's taxonomy places the organism in Eukaryota, Metazoa, Platyhelminthes, Trematoda, Strigeidida, Schistosomatidae.